Molecule: messenger RNA, 4993 nt
Organism: Armigeres subalbatus
Lineage: Eukaryota; Metazoa; Arthropoda; Insecta; Diptera; Culicidae
Exons: 12
Coding region: 134-4801 (1555 amino acids)
Biological process (GO): DNA integration; regulation of transcription by RNA polymerase II
Cellular component (GO): nucleus
Molecular function (GO): nucleic acid binding; zinc ion binding
Source: RefSeq, a predicted model, not a curated record
CGCGACUGAUCGAUCGACGUUUGCGAAAUUUGUUUACAUUACAUUUGUCAUAUGAAAUUUUAUUUAAUAUUAUUCAAUUUUAUUCACGUUAUAUUUUGAUCAUUUUUGUGUGCUACUUGAAUCUAUUCUGAAAAUGUCGCUGUGUCGUGCCUGUGGAUAUGGCCAUACGGUGAACGAUGCGCGGUUCGAAAACUUCGAGGACCAUGCACGGAUCUUCUUUGCACUGACGUCGAUUCAGCUUCACGAUCACGAAGACCCUACCCUGUUGCAGCUGUGUUCGGACUGUGUGGACAAGCUAACCGAGUUUGAUCGUUUCCGGGACGUUUGUGUUCAGGUUCACUAUGGGCUACAAGUGAAAACUGAACCGGAGCAUGAUGCGCUCAAGCAAGAGGAAGCAGAUAAACCGGAAGGACACUUUACAGACGAAGAAAUGAUUUACAAUGAAGAGUCUUCGGAAAUGCCCUUCACAUCGGUACUGUUCGUUCCGAGUGAAGACACGGUCAAAAACGAAUACCUUUCAGAAGAAGACGAAGAAGAGGACAAAAAACCCGCCACCAAUUCCCCCAGGAAGAAGAUGCGUGCCAAAUAUGGCAGCAAAAAGCCCCCGCAGAAGCCCAUCCAACACAGCUGCGACCAAUGUGCGGAAGUGUUUCAAGAUCGUCUGCUGAUGGUGGCGCACAAGCGAGGCCACGAAGGUCUGGCGCCUUUCUUCUGCGAACCCUGCGAGCGUGAGUUCGCCACGCUGUUGGACAUGAAAAUUCAUCUGGCCGAACAGCACACCGAACGGAAGGCCUGGAAGUGCGACCAGCCGGGCUGCGAGGAACACUUCGCCAGUCACCAAGCCCUGAGGCAGCACAAGCUCAAAACGCACGAUCCCAACUACACGAAACCGAAGCCCCGGGUGAGCAUCUGCGAAGCGUGUGGCGAUACGUUCGAUAGCAGUCAGAAACUGAGACGGCACAGGUUCGCCGUCCACGAGCCGGAGGAGAAGCCUUACGCGUGUGAGAUCUGCUUCCUAAGGUUUUCGCUACCGCACAGACUCAAGAAGCACAUGUUGCGUCACGAAGGCGUCCGGAACCACGUCUGUCCAUACUGCGGAGCGGCGAAGAUUACCAAAGGCGAGUUGACCUCGCACAUAAAAAACAUUCACCCGAGGGAGCGGGAGUUGGCGAACGAUAUCUAUCAUGUGGCGUUCGGCAGACAACUGGCGGAUGCAAUUACAACCAGUAAUGACGAAAGUGGCGCCGCGGAGGCGAGUUCGAAGAAGUCGAAAAGUGAGAAAUCGUGGAUGCGCAAUGAGAGGAAGAUCAAUCGGAACAAUGGCAAAGCGUACGUUCGGAAGGAUAACGUGGUCGUCGAGGGGAAAUCCUUUCAGGAGAACUUUGACUGCGGUUGUCCGAAACAGUGCAAGGCUAAUUUUGAGAGCGAAGCGAUCCUGCAGCAGUUUUUCUCGUCCUUCUGGAAUCUCGGUGACUGGCAGAAGCAGAAUGCCGUUGUUGCGGAUCAGGUAAGGGGGGUGGAUGUCAAUCGGCACCGUCCGAGAUCGGAAACCAAUCCUCGGACGGAACGAACGCUUCAAUUUCAGUACUUUAUACCGUGCAAGCAGGAGAACGUGCGGGUUUGCCAGAGGUACUUCUUGGGAAUUCUGCAGAUCAGUGCCGGCCGGCUGUACAAGUGUUUGGGUAGGAAGAGUCCGAAUAAAAAGCGGAAGAAACUGGAGGAAAAUCUCAUGGUCGCGAUGAUCCUGAGAAGCCUGCCAAGCUCGUUCGACACCCUGACUACCGCACUCGAAAGCCGUUCGGACGACGAACUCACCCUGGAGCUUGUCAAGCGGAAACUUCUGAACAAAGCAUCAAAGAAGCAAGGAUCCGGAUCGGAUUCCGCGAUGAAAGUCGAACCAGGGAAGAAGAAGGUGGGCCACAUUCAGAAGGAGUGCCGUCAGUAUCAACGGGAUAACGAGAAGGAAGUAAAGUUGGGUAAAACGGGGAAGCCUACACCGAAACAGGAGAGCACCGUGUCGUUUGCAUUUCUGACGCUGGCCUGCGGAAGCAAAACUGAAAACGGAACAAAGCCUUGGAUCGUGGACUCGGGCGCGACAAGCCAUACCGUCGCGAGCCGAGAUUUCUUCCGAAAACUGCACGAGAGCGAAGUCAAGCACGUCACGUUGACCGACGGGAAGAAAGCAAUUGUGGAAGGAGAAGGUCCUGGCGUGAUCCAGUGCUACGACGACAAGGGUAAGCAAACCAAGAUGAGAUUGUCCAAAGUGCUGUACACACCCACGUUGGCGAUGAACCUUUUGUCCGUUCCGUCGUUGGUGCGGAAAAACGCAACUAUUAUUUUCGACAACAACGGUUGCCGGGUGAUGCAUGGAAACCAAACCGGAAACCUGGCUGACGGAAACCAUCCGAAGGGCUGCAAGCAUGAGUGUCAUCGCAAGUUUGGACACCGUGAUCCCAAUGCGAUCGACGGAUUAAAGAUCAGUCAAUACGAUGUGAAUGAAGCCUGCGAAUGUUGCUGCCAGGGUAAAAGCACGCCUUUCCCCAAAGAGUCGAAAUCCCGUUCGGAGGCGCCCCUAGAUCUCGUGCACACGGACGUGUGCGGACCGGUGGAAGUACCAUCAGUGACCAUUAUCGACGAUUUUUCGAGGUUCUGUGUGUUGUACUUGCUGAAGAAGAAGUCAGAAGUGCCGGACAAGAUCAUCGAGUUCGUGGAGGCGGUCAAGACCCAAUUUGGUCGUAAACCAAAGGUGGUGCGAUCCGAUCAAGGAGGAGAUCCUCAACAGAACGGGGUUUCGAAGCGACGAACCCGCUACCUCAUCGAGAUGAGAUGGUGCCUUCUAUUCGACGCUGAACUGGAACCGUACUACUGGGCGGAAGCGCUGAACAUGACAAUGAACCUGCAAACAUUUCAUCAUCAAGAUCUGUUAAAGUCACUCCGUACGAGUUGUGGUACAACCAAAAGCCGGACGUUGGCCACCUCUAAUGAGCACAAGGCGUAUCGUUUCUUGGACAAGUCAACGCGAUUGGUGUACAUCAACCGUGAUGCAAAGUUUGUCGGGGGCGAACCAGAAGAACCCGCGGAAAACAUUCAGGAGGAGAAUACGAUCGAGUUCCAAUUGACACUGAAGCCCAACGUAGUAAAUAUACCAACGAGCGAGUUCAUCGGUCGCGAUCCAAAUGAAGACGACGAAGGUGACGGGUACGAUACGGCUAUCAGUGGGACAGAUGAAGAGUUCACCAACAGCGAUGACGAAGCCACCGAGAACAUCGAGCCACCGAUUGAACUACAAAGAUCCACGAGGAGCACGAGCAAUUCCGUGGCUGAACCACGAAGUUAUUCCGAAGCAAUCCAAUGUCCGGAGAAGGAAGCAUGGCAACUCGAAGGUAGACCGACCACCAUGGACUUGUGUCGAGCUUGCGGCGAGAGCGGUUUCGACAGACCGAAAGAGGAUGGAAAGGGGAACCGUCUCUACGGAAUCUACUACAAGCUUACGGGUAUCCAGCUGACCGAAGUCGUGAAUCGCGAAGGGAUGACAUUCUGCAGCAGUUGCAUCGACGAUUUGAACCACUUCGAUAAGUUCCGGAAGAAAUGCCUUGAGGUUUACGAGCGGCUGAAGGAUGUGAAAGUGGAAGCAUGGCAAGAUGAUAUUUCUGUGCUUGUAGAAGUGAAAAUAGAAGAUGAACUUCCUAUAAGUAAAAAACGGUUGAAAACAGAAGAAGAAUCAUACGAAAAGGAUCCUGUUGAGCAGGAAGAGGAAGAUGAAAAGGACAAAAUUGAAAUAAAAGACGAUGAUAUUGAUGAGCAGGAUGAUGCAGAUUCAGAUAAGGAUUUCGAUAACGCGGACGACGAUAGCUAUGAAGAUGACGAUGACGACAGUGUGUAUGAUGUUAAGCAAAGAAAAACGAAAUCUGUCGAAAAGGCCUCUUCAAAGAAGAAAAAUCAAAUCAAAAACAAAAAGGCUCCCAAAUCAAAAGGAAGACCUAGGAUUCAUCCCGUCAAUCCAAACAAAAAGCCACCCAUGAAAUUCAUCAAUUGUCCAAAAUGUCCUAAGAAGUUCUUUUUCGAACACCGUCUGGAAGCCCAUCUACGAGUUCACGAAGGCUUGAAGCCCUUCCUGUGUAAGCUCUGUGGCAAAAGUUUCAUUACCUAUCGGAACAUCAAAACCCAUCACAUCCAAAAACACACGGAUACGAAGAUCGCCAUCCCGUGCGGCGCUCCCGAUUGUGACGCGGUGUUCGCCACUAAAGAAGGAGUCAAACGGCACCGACAGCGCGUUCAUGACCCGAACUAUGAAAUCCCCGAACCGAUAGCGUUCAUCUGCGACACCUGUGGCAAUUCGUACACGACAAAAGCGGGCCUGGUCAGACAUCAGUAUGCGCACAACCCCGAGGAUAUGCCGUUCCCGUGUAGCUUUUGUCCGAAAAAGUUUUCCACCAAACCGAAGCUGUACAUCCACACGAAACGGCAUCAGGGCAUCCUGGACUUUGAGUGUCCUCAUUGUGGUCUGAAGAAACCGUCCAAGUACGAGGUCAGGCAGCACAUCAAGAACGUCCACGAGAAACAUAAGCGGACGGAGCCCAUCAUUUGUACCGCAUGUCAGACGGUCUUCAGCAGUCAGGCUGGUCUCAAACGGCACAUCGACGUGGUACAUCUGAAGAUCAAAAAGUUUUCCUGUACGGUCUGUGGAUUCAUGUUCAGUCAGAAGGAUCAUCUCAAUCGGCACAUGAAGAGUCAUAAGAGGCAAGGAGAUAUCGCUAGUUUGCCCUCUGAAACCCCACUGAAUGUACCAACGGAUGAAUGAAUAGCUAACGCAACUUCUCAUGCGUUUCUGUUUUAUUUUCGAUGGGUUUAUUUCGGUCAGUAUAUCUGAGUAUAUGAAGCAACGUCACAGUUUUGUGUGUUGGACAACGAUUCAGAUCCAAUCGGUUGAAGUCCGUUAUGUAAUCCGUAAUUAACAUGAAGACUUUUGAGGAAUAAAGAGGUCAUCACACAA